GCUGGGCUCAAUUAAGCACUACACUGAGCUGUUGAAAAAUGAAUAAGUGCAUAAAGCAAAAGUAAUGAAUAGACAUAAAGCAAAAGAUACUUGCCUCAAUUAUUCAACUUUUUGAAAAGAAAAAAGAGGAAAGUUUUACUUCUUGUUUGCAAAUUACUCUUAGCAUUCAACAGAUUUGAGAAAUGGAGAUUGGGUUAGCAGUUGGUGGUGCAUUUCUCUCCUCAGCUUUGAAUGUUCUCUUUGAUAGGCUUGCUCCUAACGGUGAUCUGCUCAACAUGCUUCGGAAGCAUACAGAUGAUGUUGAGCUCUUUGAGAAGCUGGGGGACAUUUUGCUUGGUCUUCAAAUUGUGCUAAGUGAUGCAGAGAAUAAGAAAGCAUCAAAUCAAUUUGUGAGCCAGUGGUUACAUAAGCUUCAGACUGAUGUGGGCGCUGCUGAAAACUUGAUAGAACAAGUCAAUUAUGAAGCUUUGAGGCUUAAAGUGGAAACAAGCAACCAGCAAGUAAGUGACCUUAACCUGUGCUUGAGUGAUGAUUUCUUUCUUAACAUAAAGAAGAAGUUGGAAAACACUACUAAAAAACUGGAGGUGUUGGAAAAGCAAAUUGGUCGCCUUGGCUUAAAAGAACAUUUUGUUUUGACUAAACAAGAAACUAGAACACCUUCAACUUCUUUGGUUGAUGAUUCUGCUAUCUUUGGAAGGAAGAAUGAAAUAGAGAAUUUGGUUGGCCGCUUGUUGUCUAUGGAUACUAAGGGAAAAAAUCUGUCUGUAAUUCCUAUUGUUGGAAUGGGCGGCCUGGGUAAGACAACACUUGCUAAAGCCGUUUACAAUGAUAAGAGAGUGCAGAAACAUUUUGGUUUGACAGCUUGGUUUUGUGUUUCUGAGGCAUAUGAUGCUUUCAGAAUAACAAAAGGUUUACUUCAAGAAAUUGGCUCAACUGACUUGAACGCUGAUGACAAUCUUAAUCAGCUACAAGUCAAAUUGAAAGAAACGCUGAAUGGAAAAAGGUUUCUUGUUGUCCUUGAUGACGUGUGGAAUGAUAACUAUCCUGAGUGGGAUGACUUGAGAAAUCUUUUUUUACAAGGGAAUAUAGGAAGUAAGAUUAUUGUAACGACACGUAAAGAGAGUGUUGCCUUGAUGAUGGGUAGUGAGGCAAUCUACAUGGGAAUUCUGUCUAGUGAAGACUCUUGGGCUCUAUUCAAACGACAUUCAUUAGAGCACAAGGAUCCCAAGGAACAUCCAGAAUUUGAAGAGGUUGGAAAACAAAUUGCAGACAAGUGCAAAGGGUUGCCUUUAGCUCUAAAAGCACUUGCUGGUAUGUUACGCAGCAAAUCAGAGGUGGAUGAGUGGAGAGACAUUUUAAGAAGUGAAAUAUGGGAGCUUCCAAGUUGUUCGAAUGGUAUAUUACCAGCACUAAUGUUGAGCUACAAUGAUCUUCCUGCACAUUUAAAGCAGUGUUUUGCUUAUUGUGCAAUAUAUCCCAAAGAUUAUCAAUUUCGCAAAGACCAAGUUAUUCACCUGUGGAUUGCUAAUGGUCUUGUACAUCAGUUUCAUUCUGGUAACCAAUACUUUAUCGAGUUGAGAUCAAGAUCAUUGUUCGAAAUGGCCUCAGAGCCUUCUGAAAGAGACGUAGAGGAAUUCUUAAUGCAUGACCUUGUCAAUGAUUUGGCGCAAAUUGCAUCUUCAAAUCUUUGUAUAAGGUUGGAAGAUAACAAAGGAUCGCGUAUGUUGGAACAAUGUCGGCACAUGUCCUAUUCAAUAGGAGGAGAUGGUGAGUUUGAGAAAUUGAAAUCACUCUUUAAAUCAGAGCAGCUGAGGACAUUACUUCCAAUCGGUAUCCAGUUCCAUUACUCAAAACUAAGCAAGAGGGUGUUGCUUGACAUACUGCCUACACUAAGAUCCUUGAGGGUACUAUCAUUGUCUCAUUACAAUAUUAAGGAGUUGACAAAUGACUUGUUUAUCAAAUUAAAGCUCCUCAGAUUUUUGGACCUUUCUUGUACAUGGAUUACAAAGUUGCCGGAUUCCAUUUGUGGAUUGUAUAAUUUGGAGACACUUCUCCUGUCAUCUUGUGGUUAUCUUAAGGAGUUACCGCGGCAGAUGGAUAAGUUGAUUAACUUGCGUCAUCUUGACAUAAGCAACACUCGGCGCUUGAAGAUGCCACUACAUCUGAGCAGGUUGAAAAGCCUCCAAGUGUUGGUGGGAGCCAAGUUUCUUCUAGGUGGUUGGAGAACGGAAUAUUUUGGUGAAGCACAAAACUUAUAUGGAUCUCUAUCAGUUGUGAAGUUGGAAAAUGUGGUUGAUAGAAGGGAAGCUGUGAAGGCAAAGAUGAGGGAGAAGAAUCAUGUUGACAAGUUAUCAUUGAAGUGGAGUGAAAGCAUUAGUGCUGACAAUUCACAAACAGAAAGAGACAUACUUGAUGAGCUACGCCCACAUAAAAACAUUAAAGAAGCUGUAAUCAGUGGAUACAGAGGGACAAACUUUCCAAAUUGGGUAGCUGAUCCUUCGUUUGUUAAGCUGGUGAAUUUGUCUCUUAGAAACUGCAAGAACUGUUAUUCCUUGCCAGCACUAGGACAACUCCCUUGUUUGAAAUUUCUUUCCGUUAAAGGGAUGCAUGGAAUAAGAGUGGUGACGGAAGAAUUCUAUGGCAUAUUGUCGUCCAAAAAGCCUUUUAACUGUCUUGAGAAGCUUGAAUUUGAAGAUAUGCCUGAGUGGAAGCAAUGGCACACACUAGGAAUUGGAGAGUUCCCUACACUUGAGAACCUUUUAAUUAAAAAUUGCCCUGAACUCAGUUUGGAGAUGCCCAUCCAAUUUUCAAGUUUAAAAAGGUUUAGGGUCGUUGGUUGUCCAGUUGUUUUUGAUGAUGCUCAACUGUUUAGAUCCCAACUUGAAGCAAUGAAGCAGAUUGAAGCAUUAUAUAUCAGUGGUUGUAACUCUGUUACCUCCUUUCCUUUUAGCAUAUUGCCAACUACCUUGAAGAGAAUAGAGAUAUCUGGUUGUCCAACAUUGAAAUUGGAGGCGCCAGUUGAUGAGAUGUUUGUGGAGUAUUUGAGUGUGUAUGAUUGUGAUUGUGUAGAUGAUAUAUCACCUGAGUUUCUCCCAACAGCACGUCAUUUGAUUAUUUGGGAUUGCCACAACGUUACUAGGUUUUUAAUUCCUUCUGCCACUGAAACUCUCACUAUUCAGAAUUGUGAGAAUGUUGAAAAACUAUCAGUGGCAUGUGGAGGAGCGGCCCAGAUGACGUCACUGAAUAUUUUGGAGUGUAAGAAGCUCAAGUGUCUGCCAGAACGUAUGCAGGAACUCCUUCCAUCUCUCAAGGGACUGAAUCUGUCUGAUUGUCCAGAAAUAGAAGGAGAAUUGCCCUUCAAUUUACAAAAACUCUAUAUCAGAAAUUGCAAGAAACUGGUGAAUGGCCGAAAGGAAUGGAAUUUACAGAGACUCAUAGAGUUAUGGAUCUAUCAUGAUGGGAGUGACGAAGAUAUUGAACAUUGGGAGUUGCCUUCCUCUAUUCAGAGACUUACCAUAUACAAUCUGAAAACAUUGAGCAGACAACAUCUCAAAAGCCUCACCUCUCUUCAAUAUCUACUUGUUCAUCUACAACCACCAAAGAUUCAGUCACACGGCCAGCUUUCCUCCUUUUCUCACCUCACUUCGCUUCAAACUCUACAAAUCCGUAAUCUCCCACUUGCUGAAUCAGCACUUCCCUCCUCCCUCUCUCACCUGACCAUCUCCCAUUUCCCUAAUCUCCAAUCACUUGUUGAAUCAGCACUGCCCUCCUCCCUCUCUCACCUGACCAUCUCCCAUUUCCGUAAUCUCCAAUCACUUGCUGAAUCAGCACUGCCCUCCUCCCUCUCUCACCUGACCAUCUCCCAUUGCCCUAAUCUCCAAUCAAUUGCUGAAUCAGCACUGCCCUCCUCCCUCUCUCACCUGACCAUCUCCCAUUGCCCGAAUCUCCAAUCAAUUGCUGAAUCAGCACUGCCCUCCUCCCUCUCUCACUUGACCAUCUCCCAUUGCCCGAAUCUCCAAUCAAUUGCUGAAUCAGCACUGCCCUCCUCCCUCUCUCAGCUGACCAUCUCCCAUUGCCCGAAUCUCCAAUCACUUGCUGAAUCAGCAUUGCCCUCUUCCCUCUCUAAACUAUGGAUUUCAGAAUGUCCAUUGCUCAAACCACUACUAGAAUUUCACAAGGGGGGAUACUGGCCACAAAUUGCUCAUAUCCCCACCAUAAAGAUCGAUUGGGAAUGCAUGUAAUGAUUAAAACGAAUGGCUCCCCAACUGAUGUCUGUUGUUAUAGGCAAGUCUUUGAGAUGCGACUAUCAAAGAAGGGCGAUUAAAAUCAGUGUACCGCUGAUAUUAUUUCAUGUUUCCAGUGCAAGCCUCUUUUGUAAGUUGACAAACUCGAUUAGUUAAUAUGUUUGGGACUCAACUAGUGGUUAGAGUACUCAUUUUGUAAGAUUUGUGUACAGAAAAUCAAAUUAGAAUUAUAACUCGUGAUGGUUGAAUAAACUCCAAAGAAGUACUAAUAUAUUUUUAUAGUGGAUAUGUUGUUUGCUCAUUCGGUGCUUGAUAUCCACAUUGGAGUCCAA
Molecule: messenger RNA, 4576 nt
Organism: Solanum pennellii
Lineage: Eukaryota; Viridiplantae; Streptophyta; Magnoliopsida; Solanales; Solanaceae
Product: putative disease resistance RPP13-like protein 1
Exons: 3
Coding region: 183-4241 (1352 amino acids)
Biological process (GO): defense response to other organism
Molecular function (GO): ADP binding; protein binding
Source: RefSeq, a predicted model, not a curated record